GUCUCUUCAGGACUACUUUAGCCCAAUGCCGCAGAGGCCUAUCUCAGCCGCCAGAAGCCGGACUCGUCCCAGGGCCAGCUCAGCCACCAGAGGGUUGCCUAACAUUGGCAACACUUGCUUCCUUAACGCCACCCUGCAGUGCCUUCUGGUCCUGCCUUACUUCUCAAAGGAAAUCCUACGCCAGGAACAACUCUGGAGCUCCUCCCCCUUCUCCAACCUGCUCAGGGCUCUGUCUGAUGUGCACUGUUCGCGUCUACCUGACAGUGGCGCAAACCAGGCCUCAAAAGCAGACCUCAUGUGGAAGGUCAAGUGCUCCUUGUCAGGACAAGAUUUGAAGUAUCUGGGGGACUCGCAACAGGAUGCACACGAGUUACUUGUGAAUAUGCUGUGCCAGCUGAAGGAGGAGGGCAUGACACUGAAGAUGCUCGGGGGGAGCUAUACCUGCCCUGUUUCCCAGCUGGAGUUCCAGCUUGUGUCGGUGCGCACAUGUACCAGCUGUGGGCGCGAGUCGUCCACCAGAGAGGACUACAACAACCUCUCAUUGGACUUCAGCCCUGAGCGCACCUUGCUGAGCAGCCUAGCACUCACUUUCAAGGGCGAAAAGGUUGAAUUCACAUGUGAGGGCUGCAAAGGCCUCCAGGCCUCAAAGGUGGAGCAGUUCCACACACUGCCUCUUGUGCUGGUUCUGCAUCUGAAGAGGUUUGGAGGACCUGGGGGGUUGGAGAAGCUGGAGGCUCCUCUUUUGUUUCCUCCAGAGCUGAGGCUCUCUGAUCUCUGUGGGGACAUGGUGCCACCCCUGCACAGUGCCAGCCCACAGGCUCUCACCAACCAGGCUCCCAGCAUCCUGGUGUCCAUCCCCCAGACCAAAACCAGCCAGGUCUCCAGCCCCCAGACCCUCACCAGCCAAGUCUCCAGCCCACCUGGACAGGCCAAAGACAGUGCCCUCUGCUGUUCAGAAGCAGCAGCCAGUGAAGUCAGUGAAUGGCUACUACCAGCUGACUGGCGUAGUCUCUCAUUUGGGAGGCCUCGCAAACUCCGGGCACUACGUUAGUGACAUCCUGAAUGCCAGUGGAAACUGGUUCUGUUGUAACGAUAGCCAGGUGUCAAUGUCCAGUGAAGCCACUGUGCUGAGGACACGAGCCCGGAGUGCUUACCUGCUCUUCUAUAUGUUCAGGACAGGAGAGCAGCAGGCCCCAGCACACAGGGCCUAAUAGGGCCACCAGCACCAGCCUCAACAGGGGCAGAACCUGGCCCAGCCUCAACACCCCAAGCCCAGACUCAACACCCAUAGCCCAUCCUCAACACCCUCAGCCCAGCCUCAACACCCUCAGCCUAGCCUCAACACCCUCAGCCCAGCUUCAACACCCUCAGCCUAGCCUCAACACCUUCAGCCCAGCUUCAACACCCUCAGCCCAGCCUCAACAGGGGUAGUACCAGGCCCAGCUUCAACACCCCCAGCCCAGUCUCAACAGGGGUAGAACCAGGCCCAGCCUCAACACCCUCAGAUCUGCCUCGACAGGGGCAGCACUGGGCUCAGCCUCAACAGGGGCAGCACUGGCUCAGCCUCACACCCCCAGCCCAGCCUCAACACCCCCAUGUUUGCCCCUCUUCAUGUCUUUCCCUGACGAUAUUCCCACUGCUGUGUCAAAAAAUAAAAUAAUAACUUAACGAAUCUGAUUUCCGAUCUCCCCCCACCAUAAAUGAUGACUGGUCUGUCAAUCAUGCGGCUCAAGGGAGACUUGCUCUUCAACACUAGCAUGAGCAUCCUUUUCAGUAGCGUACAUCAUAAAUAUCUGCCCUUGUUUCGACUACUUGUAUAAAGCGCAUUGAAAAACUAAUAAAGUAUACACACUAAAUGUAGUACACAUG
This is a messenger RNA of Coregonus clupeaformis (lake whitefish), 1869 nucleotides long. RefSeq names its product ubiquitin carboxyl-terminal hydrolase 37-like. NCBI's taxonomy places the organism in Eukaryota, Metazoa, Chordata, Actinopteri, Salmoniformes, Salmonidae. Gene Ontology annotation, molecular function: cysteine-type endopeptidase activity; cysteine-type deubiquitinase activity. The record is from RefSeq and is a predicted model, not a curated record. Gene Ontology annotation, cellular component: cytosol; nucleus. Gene Ontology annotation, biological process: protein deubiquitination; G1/S transition of mitotic cell cycle. The transcript is spliced from 10 exons. The coding region runs from base 26 to 1051 and encodes 341 amino acids.